Messenger RNA from Schistosoma turkestanicum, 2730 nucleotides. The record is from the annotation of a GenBank genome assembly. NCBI's taxonomy places the organism in Eukaryota, Metazoa, Platyhelminthes, Trematoda, Strigeidida, Schistosomatidae.
GAUGAAGAACCUGCUUUAACAUCCAAAAGAAAGAGAAGAAUGAACUUCGCAGUUAAGGAUAUGUUCCAUGAUGAAGCUUCAGUUGACGAGGAUGAUGAAGAAGAAGAUGAAGAAUAUGAUGAUGAUGGAGAACUUAUUGGUCCGGAAGAUGAAGAAGCAUUGGAUGCUGUACCUGCAGCUCGAGAAUUAGAUUCUCGUCGAAGAAUACGUGAGAUCAUGGAUCAAGAUGAAGAGGAAAUAGAAAGAUAUUAUCAAGAGCGUUAUGAAAAUCAAAAUUAUGUUGAUCGUUUUGGUGAUGGUGAGGCUAUGGCUGAUAGUAUUGUUCAAAAAGAGCGUCUUCCAGGUAUUAAAGAUCCUAAUCUCUGGGCACUUCGAUGUAAAAUGGGUGAAGAAAAAGCUACUGUACUUGCACUAAUGCGUAAAUUUAUAGCCUAUCAAUUUUCUGACACUCCAUUACAAAUUAAAUCAGCCUUUGCAAAAGAAGGUCUGAAGGGUUAUAUUUACGUUGAAGCUUUCAAGCAAACUCAUGUGAAACAAGCUAUAGAUGGUAUAACAGCUUUACGACUUUCUACCUAUAAACAACAACUUGUUCCAAUUGAAGAAAUGACAGAAGUUGUACGCGUUGUCAAAGAAACUGGUCAACUUAAACCUGACCAAUGGGUUCGGAUUAAAUCUGGACUUUAUCGUGAUGAUUUAGCAUUGGUUGAAUAUGUUGAAGAUGCACAAAAUUUAGUCGGUCUUAAAUUAGUUCCACGAAUUGAUUAUGAACGUAAACGUAAUCGUGGUAUGGAUUUAGAAAAUGAUAUCAAUAAUAAUAAUAAUAUUACUAAGUUUAAACGUUUCAAACGUCCAGCUCCAGCGUUAUUCAAUGCAUCGAAAUUAGCUGAUCGUAUACAACGUGAUGGUUCGUCGAUGAUUUUCGAGGGGAAUCGUUAUGAUGCUGAUGGUUUCUUGCAUAAACAAUUUCGUAUUAAUGCUGUGUUUACCGAAGGUAUUCGACCGACAUUAGCUGAAUUAGAACGAUUUCAUCAUACUCCUGAUAGUUUACAAAUAGCCGCUGCCGCUGCUAAUGCUGCAGCAAAUUUAACUUCAACUAUUAGUACAGAAAUUGCAUUGAAUCAUUGUUUUACUCCAGGUGAUAUUGUUGAAGUAUGCGAAGGUGAUUUAAAAAAUCUACGCGGUAAAAUUGUAUCAAUUGAAAGUAAUCAUCGAAUAAUUGUACAACCAAAUCAUUCGGAUUUAAAAGAACCAAUACCAUUUACACCAGUGGAAUUAAGAAAAUUUUUUAAUCAAGGUGAUCAUGUUAAGGUUCUCAAUGGUCGACAUGUCAAUGAAACUGGUUUAGUAAUACGUUUUGAUCCUAGUUUAGCUGUUGUUUUAUCCGACCAUAGUAUGAAUGAAAUGAAAAUUGCACCGAAAGAUUUACGUUUAUGGCAAGAUCGUGCUACCACGGUGGAAUCAUCAGGUCAUAUACAAUUGAUGGAUUUAGUACAAAUUGAUCCACAAACUGUUGGUGUUGUUGUUCAUGUAGAACGUGAUCAAAUCUCUGUAUUAACAUGUUUUGGUAAAGUAGUAAAUUUAAAAUCUAAUACAGCAUUACGUCGUUUAAUGAAUACAAUGCGUGGUCGACCACCACAAGCAUUAGAUCGUAAUGGUAAUUCAAUACAAUUAAAACAAACUGUACGUUUAUUAGAAAAACCAUAUUAUGGUUUAAUUGGUGAAGUGAAACAUUUAUAUCGUUCAUGGGCAUUUAUUUAUUGUCGUACACAUUUAGAAAAUGCUGGUCUUGUUGUAGUGAAAACACGUCAACUUUCAGCGUUGACUACUUCACAAAAUGCUAAUGAGCAGAAUAAUAAUGUUGAAAAUAAUGGUAUUCGAAUGAAAACAAUCACACCGAUUAAUGGAACAAGAAACUUUGGUGGUGGUGGUGGUGGUGCUGGUGGUGCUGGCGGUAAUUCAGAAGGUGGACGUGGUAGAGGUAAUCGUAAUGAACGUCAAUUAGUUGGUAGGACAGCUUUAAUUGUUAAGGGUACAUUAAAAGGUUUAUUGGGUAUUAUAUGCGAUGCAACACCAACACAUGUUGUACUAGAAUUACAUAGUCAAUUUAAAAAAGUACCAGUUGCACGUGAAAAUAUGGCUCUGCUAGAUAGUGGUGGUCGUAUUAUGGAUACACAAUAUGGUGCUACUACACCACGUACUACUAUGAUUACACCAAUGCGUGAAAUGCGUACACCACAGUUGGCAUAUGGUGCUCAAACACCUCAUGCAGCAAGUACAACACCUCGUGGUGAUAGUACACCUUUACCGAGUGCAUUCAAUGCUGGUAUGGCUACACCGAAAAUUAGUAAUCUUGAUGAACCAAUGACUCCAAGUUCUAGCUUUCUAUGGACUUCAAAUGAUUUGCAUCGUAUGUCAACUUCAAGUACUCAUUCAUUGUCCGAUACUGAAUAGAAGGAACACACUAUAAUUAUACUUCCAACAAUAGUAUGCUGCUUUAAACUCUAAUAAGAAUAAUUCAUAUUCAUUUCCACACUUCACUUAGUGUCUGUGAUGAUCAAAGAACAAUUACAACUAUAACUACUGUCCAAUGAUUGAUUACCUAUGAUGAUGAUGAUGUGAUGUUUGGGGUGUGUAUUAUUACAUAACUUAUAAAAUAAAAAAAUUUACUGAAAAUUUACUUGUAAUUGAAUAAAUAUUGUCACCCUGUCUGUUAUGGUUUUCAUUAAAAAA